This is a messenger RNA of Hyaena hyaena (striped hyena), 1245 nucleotides long. It is a transcript of the gene DPEP2NB, whose product is annotated as DPEP2 neighbor. Lineage: Eukaryota; Metazoa; Chordata; Mammalia; Carnivora; Hyaenidae. The transcript has 2 exons. The coding region runs from base 54 to 419 and encodes 121 amino acids. The record is from RefSeq and is a predicted model, not a curated record.
CUUCCCUACCAGUUCUCUACUGGAUACCAAGCUGUUUGGAUGCUUUAGAGAGAAUGUCUGACCGGAUCUUCUAUAUUCAUUCAAAUUUGUCCUCUGUCCCCUGGGAGGGCUGCACAACAGCAGUGGAUCCCACUUCUCCUACACCUGCUCACUACCAUGUCCUCUACCAAGGGUGUGGAGAAACCCAGGUGGGCUGGCAUGGGGAGACAUACUGCCUGGUUGGUGGCUACCGGACCUAUGGGGAUGCUCCUAUGGCUACCCCAGCAAAGACGGAAGCAGAGAAACCAACUCCCAGACGGGCUCCCAAAAGACGCCGAGCUGUGUCAGAGUCGGAUAAAGACAUAGGUUGCUCCAGCCCCAAAAUUCGGCGAUUGCAGCACAGUAGCAGGAGGGUGAACCCAAAGAAACUUGCUGGCUGAGCCACUUUAUACGAGGGCAAACAUUUAACUGCCUAAGACAGUUAAUGCCUCUUUCUGAAGUGACCCCCCCACUGCCCACCACUGGAGAUUAGAACCAGAUUCUAUCUGAGCCUUCCUCAGACAGGAGCCUCCUUUCAUGUUAACUGGUCAUGGGCAUGGAGCCUUAGAAACUCAAGUUUGAAACAAAAGCCUGCUCUGAACAUCCCAGGGCCAAAGCUGGCCUGGAAGAAAAUCUGAUGUGUCUUUGCUCAAUUCUCUAGAGCCCCUUCUUGGGAGGAAGAAAGAAAAGUUUGCACUCUUUGAGCUAAGGAGGACUCAGGAGCAGAGAGAGCGUUCAGAGUGGCCUAAGUAGGGGCUCAGUCCAUCAGAUGGACUCCUGGCCUGAAUCAUUGCCAGCAACCACCAAUUAAACCAAGAGGGGCUGGGCUUUUUUAAACUAAAAAAAGCAAUCUGUGUCUACCGAGGGAGCCUCUUGUCUGGAGUAUCAGGAGGCAGAAUAAAGAAACCCAGGAAGACCUGCUGCCCAGAGCCGGAAGAAAAUGGAGAGUUGGGCGGCACCACCACUGAGGUUCACGUGCUCCUUCAUUCCCAGCCCUUUUUAGCCCCAGUGGAAUUUCUUACUGUUCAAUAAAAUCAUUUUCUCUAACAUAUUUGACUUGAAAUCCAGUUUGUCUGAGGCCAGGCCCCUAAUCUCCCUUUUCCCUUGAAGUAUAUUGCCACAUGGGAUAUCUGUUGCUCAAACACAUGCUGCCUACAAAAAAGACCCAGGAGUGCAGCUUCUGUGUGGCUGCCACAAUGACACCUGUGCAAAUUGGUCCAGGACACA